AUGGACCCCUCCACCCCCUCCACCCCCUCUACCCCGUCCCCCUCUCCUCCCACCGAAGAAGAACUCCUCGAAAUUCAAAUGAAAGCCUGGCGCAAACAACAACACGAAGCCCUUAAACUCGAUUCCCGCAUUUCCAUUCCCUAUAGCGCCCGUCUCCCCCUCUGCACAUCCAUAUCAUUUUCCUGCGGCAUGGCACUCGGAAUCUCGCACGGUUCUCAAUCUGCCAGCUUGCGUUUUCGAGCCGAGAAUGCGCAUCGAUUACCUACCUCUCCUACUGGAUGGUACUUGUAUCACAAGAGUAAGAAUUAUAGCACGUCGCUUGGAGGGGUCAAAGAGGGGAUGAAGAUGGGUGGGAGAAUGGCUUUUUGGACGGCAGGAUUGUUGGCUAUUGAGGAUAUGUGUGAUAGGUGGAGGGGGAAGAAGGAUGUGCUUAAUACUGUGGUUGCGAGUUUGAGUGUGGCAGGGGGAUUUAGUUUAUGGAAUCGCUUCCCUAUAACAACAGCAGCUAGAAUAGCAAAAACAGGGUUAGCAUUCGGUAUAGGAUUUGGGUUGGUACAAGAUGUAGUUGGUUAUGCUAGAGGAAGAAGAUUAGGAUAUGUGGAUUUUAUAACAGGAGCUGGUAGGAGAAGAGGGGAAGAAAAAGAAGAAGAAGAAGAAGAAGACGGAUCGAGAGAUGAAAGGACAACAAUAUAA
This is a messenger RNA of Sclerotinia borealis F-4128, 693 nucleotides long. The record is from the annotation of a GenBank genome assembly. Lineage: Eukaryota; Fungi; Ascomycota; Leotiomycetes; Helotiales; Sclerotiniaceae.